AUGUCUUCGUUCUGCUUAUGUCUUCUCAACGUUUAUUCUUUCUUUCGACCUCCCUUUCAUUCAACUUUAGAGACAUUUUUUAUCACUUGUUUCCAUAUUAUUUCAGACAAACAUUUCUUUUCUGCCAGCUUUUUCUUUUCCCUUUAUUUCUUUUCCCUUUUUUCUUUCUUUCUUUCUUUCUUUCUUUCUAUCAAAGGAACUUUUUCUUUUCUUUUUCUUUUUUCUGUGACUUUCUUUCUUUCUUUCUUUCUUUCUUUCUUUCUUUCUUUCUUUCUUUCUAUAGAGCUUUUUCUUUUCCCUUUAUUUCUUUUCCAUUUUUUCUUUCUUUCUUUCUUUCUUUCUUUCUUUCUUUCUUUCUUUCUUUCUAUCAAAGGAACUUUUUCUUUUCUUUUUCUUUUUUCUGUGACUUUCUUUCUUUCUUUCUUUCUUUCUUUCUAUAGAGCUUUUUCUUUUCCCUUUAUUUCUUUUCCCUUUUUUCUUUCUUUCUUUCUUUCUAUCAAAGGAACUUUUUCUUUUCUUUUUUUUUCUAGCAUUUUCUUUUCCCUUUAUUUCUUUUCCUUUUUUUUCAUUCUUUCUUUCUAUCAAAGGAACUUUUUCUUUUCUUUUUCUUUUUUCUGUGACUUUCUUUCUUUCUUUCUUUCUUUCUUUCUUUCUUUCUUUCUUUCUAUAGAGCUUUUUCUUUUCCCUUUAUUUCUUUUCCCUUUAUUUCUUUUCCCUUUCUUUCUUUCUUUCUUUCUUUCUUUCUUUCUUUCUUUCAAAGGAACUUUUUCUUUUCUUUUUUUCUGUUGCGUUUCUUUCUUUUCCCUUUUUGUUUUACUUGCUUUUUUCUUUCUUUUCACUUUCUUUCUUUUUUAUACUACUUUUCUUUCUUUCUCCCCUUUCUUUCUUUCCUUCCUUAUUUCUUUCUUUAGAGCUUUUCUAUCUAUUCACUUUUUUCGUUCUUUCUUUAUUUCUUUAUCCUUUCUUCCUUUCUAUCUAUCUAUCUAUCUAUAUAUUUUUUCUUUCUUUCUUUCUUUCUUUCUUUCUUUCUUUAGUGCUUUCCUUUCUUUUCACUUUCUUUCUUUCUUUCUUUCUAUCAAAGGAACUUUUUCUUUUCUUUUUCUUUUUUCUGUGACUUUCUUUCUUUCUUUCUUUCUUUCUUUCUUUCUUUCUAUAGAGCUUUUUCUUUUCCCUUUAUUUCUUUUCCCUUUAUUUCUUUUCCCUUUCUUUCUUUCUUUCUUUCAAAGGAACUUUUUCUUUUCUUUUUUUCUGUGUCUUUCCUUCUUUCUUUCUAUAGAGCUUUUUCUUUUUCCUUUCUUUCUUUCUUUCUUUCUUUCUUUUUCUUUUCACUUUCUUUCUUUCUAUAGUGCAGCUUUUCUAUCUAUUCCCUUUUUUCGUUCUUUCUUUAUUUCUUUACCCUUUCUUCAUUUCUAUCUAUCUAUCUAUCUAUCUAUCUAUCUAUCUAUCUAUCUAUCUAUAUUUUUCUUUCUUUCUUUCUUUCUUUCUUUCUUUCUUUCUUUCUAUAGUGUGUUCCUUUCUUUUCCCUUUUCUUACUUUCUUUCUUUCUUUCUUUUUAUAGAGAAAUUGCAUUCUUUCUUCUUUCUUUUUCACCUCUUGGCCCUCAACUGCUAUCCUCUACCACCUCACCUGCAAUCCUCUUCCACCUCACCUGCUAUCCUCUGCAACCUCACCUGCUCUUCUCUUCCGCCUCACCUGCUAUCCUCUCCGCCUCACCUCUUAUCCUCGGCCGCCUCACCUGCUAUCCUCUUCCGCCUCACCUUCUAUCCUCUUCUACCUCACCUGCUAUCCUCUUUCGCCUCACCUGCUAUCCUCUCCCACCUCACCUCCUAUCCUCGUCCGCCUCACCUGCUAUCCUCUCCCGCCCCACCUGUUAUCCUCUCCUGCCUCACCUUCUAUCCUCGUCCGCCUCACCUGCUACCCUCUUCUGCUGCAAUUGCUAUCCUCUUUCGCCUCACCUCCCCUGCUAUCCUUUCCGCCUUCCCUCUAUCCUCCCCCGCCUCACCUGCUAACCUCCUUUUCACUAUCCUCUUCCACCUCUAUCCUCGUCCGCCUCACCUGCUACCCUCUUCUGCUGCAAUUGCUAUCCUCUUCCGCCUCACCUGCUAUCCUCGUCCGUCUCACCUGCUACCCUCUUCUGCUGCAAUUGAUUUCCAUUUUCGCCUCACCUGCUAUCCUCUUCCGCCUCACCUGCUAUCCUCUCCGCCUCACCUCCUAUCCUCGGCAGUCUCACCUGCUAUCCUCUUCCGCCUCACCUGCUAUCCUCGUCCGCCUCACCUUCUAUCCUCUUCCGCCUCACCUGCUACCGUUUUCCGCAUCACCUGCUACCCUCUUCCGCCUCACCUGCUAUCCUCUCCCGCCUCACCUCUUAUCCUCGUCCGUCUCACCUGCUAUCAUCUUCUGCUGCAAUUGCUAUCCUCUUUAACCUCAUCUGCUUCCUCUUUCGCCUCACCUGCUAUCCUCUCCGCCUCACCUCCUAUCCUCGGCCGCCUCACCUGCUAUCAUCUUCCGCCUCACCUGCUAUCCUCGUCCGCCUCACCUGCUAUCCUCUUCCGCCUCACCUGCUAUCCUUUUCCGCCUCACAUGUCUCUCAAUCUGAUAAUAUCUAUCUAUCUAUCUAUCUAUCUAUCUAUCUAUCUAUCUAUCUAUCUAUCUCAGCUUGUUAAUUUUUAUUUCUAUCUAUCUAUCUAUCUAUCUAUCUAUCUAUCUAUCUAUCUUCCAUAUUUCUAUCUAUCCAUAUCUAUCUAUCUAUCUUAUCUAUCUAUCUAUCUAUCUAUCUAUCUUAGUCUUCUCCAUAUCUAUCUAUCUAUCUAUCUAUCUAUCUAUCUAUCUAUCUAUCUAUCUUAUCUGCUCCAUAUCUAUCUAUCUAUCUAUCUAUCUAUCUAUCUAUCUAUCUAUCUAUCUAUCUAUCUAUCUAUCUAUCUAUAUCUUAGUCUGCUCAUAUCUAUCUAUAUCUAUCUAUCUAUCUAUCUAUCUAUCUAUCUAUCUAUCUAUCUGCUCCAUCUAUCUAUCUAUCUAUCUAUCUAUCUUAGUCUAUCUAUCUAUCUUAGUCUGCUCAUAUAUCUAUCUAUCUAUCUAUCUAUCUAUCUAUCUAUCUAUCUAUCUAUCUAUCUAAGUCUCUUCUUAUGUGUCUCUCUUAGUCUCUUCACAUAUCUAUAUAUCUAUCUAUUUCAGUCUAUUCAUAUCUAUCUAUUUAUCUAUCUUAGUCUGUUUAUAUUUACCCAUCAUUCUAUAUUCUCUGUUCAUAUCUAUCUAUCUAUCUAUCUAUCUAUCUAUCUAUCUAUCUUAGCCUGUUCAUAUCUAUUUAUCUUCGUCUGUUAUCUAUCUAUCUAUCUAUCUAUCUAUCUUAGUCUCUUCAUCUAUCUAUCUAUCUAUCUAUCUAUCUAUCUAUCUGAGUCAAUUCACAUAUUUACCUAG
This is a messenger RNA of Acanthosepion pharaonis, 3414 nucleotides long. The record is from the annotation of a GenBank genome assembly. NCBI's taxonomy places the organism in Eukaryota, Metazoa, Mollusca, Cephalopoda, Sepiida, Sepiidae.